UGGUUGCUGCAAUAGCUUUCUAAAAUUAUCAGUUUCACUUUUCUACGCUACGUGUUUUUGUUGUUGUUAAAUUGUUUCGAUUUGUAGAAACGCAGUAUGGCUGAUGAAGAUCAACGGCUUGCCGAUAUUCAGCAUGAGUAUCUUAACUUCCUGGACGAUGAAGAGGAUCAAGGAACGUACACAGCCCACGUCCGAAAGAUGAUUAACGACAAAAGCAAACGUUUGGUCGUUAACAUCAACGAUGUUCGUCGGAAGAACCCUGCGCGUGCUAUGUCUCUGCUGAAUAGCGCUUUUGACGAACAAUUGGCGUUCUCGCGUGCACUUAAGGAGUACGUGUCCACCAUCGAUCCGAGCUAUGCCAAGUCGCAGGAAGAUUUUUACGUUGCGUUCGAGGGAAGCUUUGGUAACAAGCAUGUAACACCGCGUUCAUUGACUUCGCGUUUUCUGGGUAAUCUCGUGUGUGUCGAAGGCAUUGUCACGAAGGUUUCGCUCAUACGGCCGAAGGUGGUCAAAAGCGUUCACUACUGUCCCGCAACGAAGAAAGUCAUGGAACGCCGCUACACUGAUUUAACAUCGUUCGAAGCGGUGCCGACCAGUGCCGUCUAUCCGACGAAAGAUGAUGACGGCAAUUUGCUGGAAACGGAGUUCGGUCUGUCUGUGUAUAAGGAUCACCAGACGCUCAGCAUUCAGGAAAUGCCGGAAAAAGCCCCUGCCGGUCAACUUCCCCGAUCGGUGGAUGUCGUAUGCGAUGACGAUCUCGUCGAUCGCUGCAAGCCUGGCGAUCGGAUCCAAAUAGUUGGUAACUACCGUUGUCUGCCCGGUAAACAGGGUGGUUACACGACGGGCACUUUCCGCACCGUCCUGAUUGCCAACAACAUCUCGCAACUAAGCAAAGAAAAUUCGCUCAACGUUACACGUGAGGAGAUAAACAUGUGCAAAAAGCUGGCCAAGAACAACGACAUUUUCGAACUACUCUCGAAGAGUCUGGCGCCAUCGAUCCACGGGCACGAGUACGUGAAGAAAGCCAUCCUGUGUCUGCUGCUGGGCGGAAUUGAGAAAAAUCUUGCGAACGGGGCACGCCUUAGGGGCGACGUUAAUGUGCUGCUGAUUGGUGAUCCAAGUGUGGCCAAAUCACAGCUCCUUAGGUACGUCCUGAACACGGCACCCCGUGCGAUUACCACAACUGGACGUGGUUCGAGUGGAGUGGGUUUAACAGCGGCGGUUACAACGGACCAGGAAACGGGUGAACGUCGCCUUGAAGCUGGUGCCAUGGUUUUGGCUGAUCGCGGUGUAGUUUGCAUCGAUGAAUUUGACAAGAUGAGCGACAUCGAUCGCACAGCUAUCCACGAGGUAAUGGAGCAAGGACGUGUUACCAUUUCUAAGGCCGGCAUCCAUGCAUCACUGAACGCUCGCUGUUCUGUACUGGCUGCUGCUAAUCCAGUGUACGGCCGGUACGAUCAAUACAAAACACCCAUGGAGAAUAUUGGCCUUCAAGAUUCCUUGCUGUCCCGUUUUGAUUUGCUGUUCGUAAUGCUGGAUGUUAUCGACAGCGAUCACGAUCGAAUGAUCUCCGAUCACGUGGUGCGUAUGCAUCGUUAUCGAAACCCAAAGGAGCAGGAUGGCGAUGUGUUGCCGAUGGGUGUGAGUGCCGUAGAUAUGCUUUCUACCAUUAGUGCUGAUUCCCAGGACGACAAGGAAACGCCUAUGUACGAAAAGUACGACCCGCUCUUGCAUGGGUCGUCUCGAAAGAGAAGCGACCAAAUUUUAUCCAUGGAAUUCAUGCGCAAGUAUAUUCACAUUGCCAAAUGUUUGAAGCCGAAGUUGACCGAUGCAGCCUGUGCGAUGAUAUCGAACGAGUACUCCCGCCUUCGUUCCGAGGAUCUGAUGGACUCAGAUGUGGCCCGUACCCAGCCGGUCACAGCGCGUACGCUGGAAACCCUGAUUCGUCUUUCGACGGCCCACGCUAAGGCACGAAUGUCGCGUACCGUUGCCGAAAAGGACGCUCAAGCUGCAAUCGAGUUAAUUCAGUUUGCCUACUUCAAGAAAGUAUUGGAAAAAGAGAAGAAAAAGCGUCGCCGUGCAGAAGAAGAUCAUUCCGAUGACGAACAGGAUGAGGAUGAAGAUGUAGAGAAUGAAGAAUCCGAAAAAACCGAUGGUCAGGAAACAGCCCGUCGCUCUAAACGUACCCGAGUCGAUCCCACCACUGCCGACGAUUCCGACCAUGAAGAAAUGCUAACGUCCUCUCCAGACCGUGGCGACUUAACCCGUAGACCGUCGAUUGCCACCCCCGCCAGGGAAACUUCAACGGCAGGGGCCAUGGAUACCGCCGACUCUGAAGAAGGUAGUGCCGUGGCGAUCACUGACGAUCGGCUCAAGUUGUUCCGACAGGGUGUCCAUAUGGCAUUCAAACAGUUCCGCGAUCAGGCAGUAUCUUUGUCACGUCUGACGAAACAUAUCAACGAGAACAGUGGUGAUGAAAUUUUCACGGCUGGAGAAAUUACUGCGGCAGUUAAUCAGAUGACCGAAAGCAAUCAGAUUAUGGUUCACGACGACAUGGUAUUCUUAAUUUAAGGAACAGCUUAGGAAGUUUCUAUUGUUUUGUACCUUUGUCGUAUUUUACUCCAUUCUCACAAUAUUUCACUUAGUUUUGGAUUACAUUUAAUUGCUACUGGAACUGUUUCUUUUAUAAAUGAUCAAUAAACAUUUUAAUUGUAACGUA
This is a messenger RNA of Anopheles coustani, 2719 nucleotides long. It is a transcript of the gene Mcm3, whose product is annotated as DNA replication licensing factor Mcm3. Bases 97 to 2571 code for a protein of 824 amino acids. The transcript is spliced from 3 exons. Gene Ontology annotation, molecular function: single-stranded DNA binding; ATP hydrolysis activity; ATP binding. Gene Ontology annotation, cellular component: nucleus; MCM complex. The record is from RefSeq and is a predicted model, not a curated record. Gene Ontology annotation, biological process: double-strand break repair via break-induced replication; DNA strand elongation involved in DNA replication; DNA replication. Lineage: Eukaryota; Metazoa; Arthropoda; Insecta; Diptera; Culicidae.